Alosa alosa (allis shad) is the source of this 1517-nucleotide messenger RNA. RefSeq names its product THAP domain-containing protein 6. Lineage: Eukaryota; Metazoa; Chordata; Actinopteri; Clupeiformes; Clupeidae. The transcript is spliced from 2 exons. Gene Ontology annotation, molecular function: sequence-specific DNA binding. The record is from RefSeq and is a predicted model, not a curated record. Bases 163 to 1269 code for a protein of 368 amino acids.
CAGGGGCUGUUGAGAGGGCAAAAUGGCAUCAGUGUAAAAUGGCACGCCCAACAGGAAGUGAGUUGAGCAGCUAAAAUUCUAUAUAGGGGAUUAUCACGCUUCCGGGUUUCACGGGCGGGAUUUUUAAAUUUUGUGCACGUCCACUUCCGGCGCAGUUCAACAAUGGCUGAAACGAAGGCUAGAUGUCAUUGCUCUGUUCCACUUUGUACAUCGAACAAACAACGCCAACCCUACUUAAGUUUCCAUGGAUUCCCGACUGAAUUGAGUCUAAGGAAGAAGUGGAUUAAAGCGGUUCGCCGGGAUGAAGGGCCAAACUUUAAAAUAAAACAAGGUAGCACGUUUGUUUGUAGCCGGCACUUUAGUGAAUCAGACUACACUAACGCUACAGGUGGUAUCAGGCUAGCGUUAGCUAACGAGGCUAACUUUACCAAUCGGGUUCGCAUCAAGCGUCUGAAAAUCGGGUCUGUGCCCUCCCGUUUUCAGUGGAACAACUGGGGACUGCCAAGAAGGGAGUCCGCUUAUAAAAGAGCAUCAACUCGCUUAGGUCAUGACGUUUGCCCUGCCCUUCCUCUGGAGCACCCCCUGCCAUGUGAGGAAGAGGCUAUGGAGGAGGUCGCAGCUUCGGUGGUGAUGAAAGAACAUGAUUACGGCUCUGCUCCUAAACCAGGUGCACUGGAUGCUGCUGCUGCACGCAUACAGCAAUUGGAAGACCAAGUCAAGGAGCUGACAACAGAGCUAUCACAGCUGAAAGUGGGUCGAGUGCAUUUUAACAGAUUUGGUGUAUCAGACAAGGACAUCCUUUUUUACACAAGAUUCACAUCAAGAGAUGUUUUUUGUGCCUUCUGGGAGGCUAUUCAACCAUCUGCCUCCAUGGUGGUUUAUUGGUCGAAAGCUCAGAAAAAGGGACAAACAGUUGCACCCAUUUCUCCCAGUCCAACGCGUAGACUGCAACUAGUUGAUGAGUUUUUUCUCUUCUGCUGCCGAGUUGCUGCAGGCCUGCAAGAGAAGGUGCUGGCUGACAUGUUUCAGGUCAGUGUGUCCACUGUCUCCCGUGUUGUUAUAACGUGGGCCAACUACCUUUACCUGCUCCUUGGCACCCUUCCCAUCUGGAUGAGUAAACAGCAAGUCAAGGACACCAUGCCAAGCAAAUUUGUGCAGUAUUGUCGCCACGGUUUGCUCCGCGAACAUUGUGUCCCAGGCGUAACUUUGGGACACACUGUUCGCGGAAUGAGGGCACACGGGGCAGCUCACACCGCGGCUGAAAAAUAGACUGGAAGUCUAUUUAAUAUGGUGCGGCUACAAUGUUACCUUUGUCCUUGGUCGAUGCCAUGUUUGCAGAGAGCUUGUGCAGGCCACAGGUGGUGGUACAGCUCUCACCUGCAGAUCAAGAGAUAGAAGAGCAAACCGGGAUUGAGCAUGUGCUUGUUAACAAUCAAAGGUAGACCUCUAGAACCAGUGUCACUCCAAUUAACCUGCCCGUGUAAACGUCAUCCCAGACCACAGCCCUCACCUGCAAC